This is a messenger RNA of Sorex fumeus (smoky shrew), 392 nucleotides long. Its product is annotated as alpha-ketoglutarate dehydrogenase component 4-like. Lineage: Eukaryota; Metazoa; Chordata; Mammalia; Eulipotyphla; Soricidae. The record is from RefSeq and is a predicted model, not a curated record. The coding region runs from base 8 to 319 and encodes 103 amino acids. The transcript has a single exon. Gene Ontology annotation, biological process: 2-oxoglutarate metabolic process.
GGGGGUUAUGAUGGGUAGCAAGAUGGCAUCUGCCAGCAGGGUCGUUCAGGUAGUCAAGCCACAUACUCCAUUAAUAAGGUUUUUUGACAGAAGAGACUAUCCUAAACCCAAUGUGUCUGAAGCUUUGGGAUCAGCAGGGCUACCUUCUCACUCUUCUUCAAUGUCACAGCAUUCUAAGGGAAGUAAAGCACCAGAUUGGCUGAUGCACCAGGGCCCACCAGAUGCUGCAGAAAUGAUCAAAACAUUACCUCAGAAGUACAGAAGGAAACUUGUUUCUCAAGAAGAAAUGGAAUUUAUCCAACGUGGAGGUCCAGAAUAAUCACUCAGAAUAUGACUGCUGUUUGUCAUCAGACAAAAGAAUGAUCUUUACAAUAAAGGACUUCCAAAAUGAC